This is a messenger RNA of Anoplopoma fimbria (sablefish), 1286 nucleotides long. It is a transcript of the gene fam162a, whose product is annotated as family with sequence similarity 162 member A. The coding region runs from base 110 to 559 and encodes 149 amino acids. The record is from RefSeq and is a predicted model, not a curated record. Gene Ontology annotation, biological process: cellular response to hypoxia; positive regulation of release of cytochrome c from mitochondria; neuron apoptotic process. Gene Ontology annotation, cellular component: mitochondrion. The transcript is spliced from 5 exons. NCBI's taxonomy places the organism in Eukaryota, Metazoa, Chordata, Actinopteri, Perciformes, Anoplopomatidae.
GAGUUGACUUUCAACAACAACCAGCUGACGGAAGACAAGCGUGCCACUGCGCAGUUUAAUGGCUUGAUUGACACGGUUUACAUAUUUUUUUACUUCAGAAUUAAAAAAUAUGAAUUUCUUCAGAUCUCGCCUUUCCAUUGGCAACUUUAUAGGUCAGAGGUGCAGACAAGUCCCUGAAACAUGGAGCCACAGAGGGAUGUGCAAUAAACCACAGGAGGUCAAAGCAGAGCCUCUGCCUGCAGUCCCAGAACCAGCGCCUCGUGCAGGGUUCAGACUCCCAGGCUACAGACCCUCAAAUAUGGACAAGAAGAUUCUGCUCUGGUCAGGACGCUUCAAGACAGCAGACCAGAUACCAGAGCUUGUGUCGUUUGAGAUGAUUGAUGCUGCCAGGAACAAAGUCAGAGUGAAGGCCUGCUAUGUGAUGAUGGCGACCACAAUAGGGGCCUGCCUGGUGAUGGUGUUAAUGGGCAAACGGGCUGCAGGCAGGCACGAGUCCCUGACAGGACAAAACAUGGAGAGAAAAGCUAAAUGGAAGGAGGAACUACAAAAGGCUCAGUGAUGGAAGACAAUGAGUCCCUGAAUACCCCACCCCAUAUACUGGGCCAUUAGUGUGCUCCUGUGUCCGCUGUAUGUAUCACAACUUCAGAGCGCUCUACGAGCAUCCUAGAAAUAGACAAAAAUAUAUCAGAGCAGUUGAUACUUGAUAGUUUUGGAUAUUGCCUUUAACACAAACGUAAAGUAAUUCAUUUAUGAAUACCAAAAUAAGAUUUUGCCUUUUCAGUGAAUACAUUGAGGUUUUAAACUGGCACCUGUUUUUGAGGAAACAGUACUAUCAGCAUUUGGUUGUAUCCAAGGAGAGAUGAAACAUGAGCAUGACUUAAUCCGGUAUCGUGAUAGAGGUUUUAUGAGUUUAUAAGGAAUUUCUGUCAUUUGCUAGACACAAAAAUAAUGAUUUUCAGACAAGAAAUCAAUCGAACAGAUGCACCAAUAAAGUUUUCUAUCCAUCAAUGCUUUUAGUAAACUUCCAACUAGUACUUCUAAAGCUAUCCAACAUUAACAUCUUAGGUAUUCCUUGUGAAGACCGUUCAGCCCUGAAGAGUUUCAAAUGGUCUUCAGUUUUCUAAGAGAAUGUCAUGAAGUGGAUCAUGCAUGAUCCAUCGGCAUAAUGUUCUUUCAUGUCCUGAUAUGUAUGUAAUUAGGCUGGUUUGUUUAUGUCUGAUGUGACAUCUAUGUUUUGUAUAUAGUCAACACCAAAAUAAAAAAAUAAAAGUAUAACUUCUUGAAAA